Molecule: messenger RNA, 2320 nt
Organism: Entelurus aequoreus (snake pipefish)
Lineage: Eukaryota; Metazoa; Chordata; Actinopteri; Syngnathiformes; Syngnathidae
Product: zinc finger protein 239-like
Exons: 2
Coding region: 102-1256 (384 amino acids)
Biological process (GO): regulation of transcription by RNA polymerase II
Molecular function (GO): DNA-binding transcription factor activity; RNA polymerase II cis-regulatory region sequence-specific DNA binding
Source: RefSeq, a predicted model, not a curated record
AAGAAGAAAAUGCGGCGCAUGCGCGAACACAUCGGAUGACACAGACGUUAGCAUUUAGCAUUAGUGAAGCUCGUCGGUGUGCUCGCUACUAGACAUCAAACAUGUUGAAAGAGUUGGUGAAAGAACGACUAAUGGCGGCAGCCGAUGAAAUAUUCGCGCUGUUUGAAAGCACGAUAACGUCGUACGAGGAGGAACUUUGUCGAACGAGAGAGGAGAAGGAGCGACAUCGACAACAACUGGAAGCUGCUCGCAAAACUCAAAUUGUGCUACACGUUGAAGACGUCCGGCAGCUCCGUCACGAAGAAUAUCCCUUUACGCCACAGGACGGAAGCUCCACUUUGAAGCAGGAGUAUCCACAGCCCCCCCACCUUAAAGACGGUAUCAGUCAGUCAGGAGAAGAGUGUUUUCUAGGGCCGCAGGAGGCUGAUCUCACCAACUUACCUCUGACUGGUUUCUCUGUGAAGACUGUAGACCAUGAAGACAAACCUCAAAUUGACAACCUCUUAGCUCCUCUAUCAGAUAGUGACGACAUAACGUCACACUCUGCUGAGGAUGAAAACGAGGACCACACCCAAGAACCUUUGAGCAGCGAUACAGACUGUGAGGGUGAUAUGAGGACGCACACUGACAACCAACACCCUGAAUGCUCUGAAACGAAAACAUGUAAAAAAGAUUUUACCUGCUCGUUUAGUGCUGAAAUGUUUUGUAAAAAAAGUUAUUAUGAUGAACACGCGAGAACACAAACGCAAGAAAAACCUUUCAAAUGUUCAGUUUGUGGCAAUACAUUUUCUCUGAGGCACAACUUGAAACUACACAUGAGAACACACACAGGAGAAAAACCUUAUAUUUGCUCAUUUUGUUUUAAAACGUUUUCACAGAAAUCCAAUUUGACUGUACACAUGAGAACACACACGCAAGAAAAACCUUUCAAAUGCUCAGUUUGCUGCAAUCGAUUUUCUCAGAAGGCAACUUUGACUUUGCACAUGAGAACACACACAGGAGAAAAACCUUUCAAAUGUUCAAUUUGCGGCGAUACAUUUUCUCAGAGGGGCAGCCUGAAACAACACAUAAGAACGCACACGGGAGAAAAACCUUUCAUCUGCCCAUUUUGCUGUAAAACGUUUUCUCAGAAAGCCACUUUGACUGCACACAUGAGAACACACACUGGUGAAAAACCUUUUCAAUGUUCAUUUUGUGGAGCUGCAUUCACUCAGAGGGCCAACCUGAUAUUUCACAUGAGAAAACACACAGGAUAAAAACAUUUCAGUUGUCCACUUUGUGAUGAAGGUUAUUCUGAAAAGCAAAGUUUGACAGCACACACGUCUGCACACAACAGAGAAUAAAUGUUUUCCUGUCCAGUUUGUGCUCUAAUAUAGUCAAAUUGUAGAAGUGCAAUGUCUUGCAUGAAAAUAGCAGUAGUAGAAGUAGUUAUAGUUUUUUUUUUUACCUUAAUAUUCAUUGGGAUUUUCAUAUUAUACAUAGACUUGAUGGGGAAAACUAUAUAGGUAUCUCAACUAAAAAAAAAGUAGUUUAAUUACAUUUUGUUUAUAAUUGAGUAAAUCAUUAAAAAAAAAACUAUUAACAAUCAUAGAUAAACGUAACAAAACAUGCUUGUGGGAUCAAUAAUAUUUUUCUUUCCACUAGUUUCUUAUCAUCUAAAAGGUAGUUCUUUACCAAAUAUAAGUAUUGUGAUUUUCUUCUAAAUAAAUUAUCCACUUCAACCAUCUUUUCUUGAACAGGUCUUCCAUAGUAUGUAGUAUAUGAGUCAUGUUUGUGUUUGGAUCAUUUCAGUGUUGAUUAUCUCGCCUCGGUCUCUUGCCAACCCAGACAAACCUGGAAAUAAUCUUAUCCCAGGCUGAUAAUAAUUGUUUAUUUCUGUCAUUUAUACGUCACUUAGAUAGUGAUGAUCUGUUGUGUGUAUGAUACCAGAUUCCCUCAUGAGUUCCAGGUUAGUGUGCCACUAAGAACAGUAGCUACAUUAUUUUAGAUCGACUCUGAAGCAAAUAAACAAUGUUGACUAACAUGUUCAGACAGUCUGAUUGGUGGAGGACAACCUGGAUGGAUUUUUCCCUCACAUCAAAAGUGUGUUUGUUAUUUUAUCUCUCUUUAUGAGGGCACCAACAUGUGCUUCAUCGGUUCAUUCUUUAUUUAAAGAGCAUUUAUUAUGCUAUGUCUUGCUGUUUCCUUAUUAGCCAUCUGGAAGACUCUCUGUUAUUUCUGCCUGCCACUGAUGUGUGUUUGUAUGAUGUCUUAUACAUUAAAAUAAUUUUGUUAUAUUAAAGGCCUACUGAAAUGAAUUUUUUUUAUUUAUUCCAUUCUA